Molecule: messenger RNA, 321 nt
Organism: Eurypyga helias (sunbittern)
Lineage: Eukaryota; Metazoa; Chordata; Aves; Eurypygiformes; Eurypygidae
Gene: NOP16
Product: NOP16 nucleolar protein
Exons: 3
Biological process (GO): ribosomal large subunit biogenesis
Cellular component (GO): nucleolus
Source: RefSeq, a predicted model, not a curated record
GGCAUGGAAGUGGAAAGCCAUGGAUGGGAGCAAGGAAAGAAAAUCGUGCGGAAGCCCUACGUGGUGAACGAGAUGGAAUAUGAGGCCAGUCUUCCGGAGAAGAAGUCGAACACGCUCUCCCGAGACCUCAUUGACUAUGUGCGGUACAUGAUACAGAACCACGGGGAGAACUACAAGGAAAUGGCUCGAGAUGAGAAGAACUACUACCAGGAUACUCCCAAGCAGAUUAAGAGAAAGAUCAAUGUGUACAAGAAUUUCUAUGCCGAAGAGUACAAGGAUUUCAUUGCAUCGCUCAAGCAGGAAAAGAUGGACGUGCAGUGA